Penicillium cinerascens is the source of this 7803-nucleotide messenger RNA. RefSeq names its product putative polyketide synthase. The transcript is spliced from 9 exons. Lineage: Eukaryota; Fungi; Ascomycota; Eurotiomycetes; Eurotiales; Aspergillaceae. Gene Ontology annotation, molecular function: phosphopantetheine binding; fatty acid synthase activity; oxidoreductase activity. The record is from RefSeq and is a predicted model, not a curated record. Gene Ontology annotation, biological process: fatty acid biosynthetic process; secondary metabolite biosynthetic process. Bases 1 to 7803 code for a protein of 2600 amino acids.
AUGCAAGACAUCCCAAUAACCAUCGAAGCGAGCAGCUCGGAAUCAUUCUCAGAAUGCAUUGCAACCCAAGAUCCGGACGAUCUUGGUGAUGAUUUGUCGAUCCUUGCUGCAGACGCGAGUAUGCCAAUAGCAGUUGUGGGAAUGGGCUUCCGAGGACCGGGCGAUGCAACGAACGUUGAAAAUCUAUGGAAAAUGAUAAUUGAGCAGCGAGAGGGGUGGAAACCUAUCCCGAAGAAACGCUGGAAUAACAAAGCAUUCUAUCAUCCAGAUCAUGCCCGCCAUGGGAUGAUUAAUGUGGAAGGAGGACACUUCCUGGAAGAGGAUGUAUCUCUGUUUGAUGCGCCAUUUUUCAACAUGACCAGCGACGAGGCUGCUGCCAUGGAUCCUCAACAGAGGCUCUUGCUUGAAAUAACUUACGAGGGGCUGGAAAAUGCCGGAAUUCCCCUGUCGCAAUUCAUGGGAAGCAAAACUUCGUGUUUUGUCGGAUCCUUCAGUGCAGACUACACCGACAUUCUUCUUCGUGACCCGGAGUGCGUACCAAUGUACCAGUGUACAAACGCCGGGCAGUCUCGGGCCAUGGUUGCCAAUCGUAUUUCUUACUUCUACGACCUGAAAGGUCCCAGUGUCACAGUAGACACUGCAUGCUCCGGUAGUCUUGUCGCGCUACACCUAGCAUGCCAGAGCCUUCAAACCGGUGACGCGUCCAUGGCAGUCGCAGCUGGUUUCAAUCUGAUUCUCAGUCACGAAUUCAUGUCGACGAUGAGCAUGAUGAGGUUUCUUUCCUCGGAUGGACGUUGUUACACCUUUGACGAGCAAGCAAAUGGCUAUGCCCGAGGUGAGGCUGUCGAUUGCCUCAUACUCAAGCCACUAGCCGAUGCCCUCCGUGACCAAAACACAAUACGCGCUGUCAUCCGAGGAACUGGAUCAAAUCAGGAUGGCCGAACGACGGGAAUCACACUGCCGAGCGGUACCGCACAGGAAACUUUGAUCCGCGAUGUGUAUCGACGGGUGGGUCUAGACCCGAAGGAAACCGAAGUUGUUGAGGCCCAUGGUACCGGCACACAGGCAGGCGAUCCAAUAGAAACGGGCGUGAUUUCUCGAGUGUUUGGAUCCGACCGAGGCCCUGGGCAAGCGAUUAGAAUUGGUUCCAUCAAAACAAACGUUGGACACCUCGAAGGUGCGAGUGGGGUGGCGGGUGUCAUCAAGGCAGUCCUCAUGUUGGAGAAUCGUAUGAUUCUACCAAGUCGUAAUUUCAAGACACCAAAUCCACGGAUACCGUUGGAGAAAUGGAAUCUCAAAGUCCAAUUAACCCCAGAACCAUGGGAAGCACCCGGGCCCCAUCGGGUAUCUGUCAACAGCUUCGGAUACGGAGGAAGCAAUGCUCAUGUCAUCAUGGAGGAUGCUUUCGGGUAUCUUGCAAGUCGUGGUCUCGAGCGAUGGUUCCUGGGGCCAUCAAAUCUGUUUCAAAAUGUGCACGUCGACGUACCACAGCCCAGGCGGCCAUCACAAAAGCACAGAAUGUUCAUGGUAUCUGGAUUUGACGAAUGGGCAUGCCACGAGCAGAUCAGAAGACUUCACAAUUAUCUUUCGACCAAGCAGACAUUUAUGGGUGAUGACUUCUUGGAUGAUCUCGCCUUCACACUCAACGAACGCCGAUCUCAAUUUAUGUGGAAAACCGGGGUCAUCGGGACUUCAGUCCCUAACUUGAUUGAUUCACUAUCUGGUACCAUCAAAAUAAGAAGCUCUGUUCGAAUCCCGACUUUGGCAUUCGUAUUCACAGGCCAAGGAGCACAGUGGGCUGGCAUGGGAAGGGAGCUACUUCAGGCCUAUCCGGUAUUCCGGGAGUCAAUAUCGAAAAUUGACACCUUUCUGGGGACGGUUCGAGCUUCAUUCAGGGUCUACGAUGAAAUGAUCACGACUUCAGAAGAUUCACACCUGAGACAUCCUUUGCUCAGCCAGACCAUAUGUUCAGCUUUACAAAUCGCCCUUGUUGACCUUCUGGCGUCAUGGAGUGUGUAUCCAGCUUCAGUUGCAGGCCACUCCAGUGGCGAAAUUGCCGCAGCAUAUGCAAGUGGCGCCUUGAGCAUGGAAGACGCGAUGAGUAUAGCGUUCUACCGCGGCAUGGCUGCCUGCCAAUUACUGACAGCCCAAGUACACGGUGGCAUGAUGGCAAUCGGAAUGUCCCCCGAGGAAAUUCAGCCCUACUUGACAAGGUUAGAGUCUGGAAAAGCCGUAGUUGCCUGCAUCAACAGUCCCUCCAGUGUGACUGUUUCCGGGGAUACAGAUGCGAUCGAUGAAUUGACCGAGGCCCUCAAGGACAAUCCAGCUUUUAGCCGUCGCUUAAAUGUGGAUGUUGCUUAUCAUUCUCAUCACAUGGAGCUUGUCGCCAAUGAGUACUUGCAUUCAAUAAAUCACAUUGCACCGAGGAAGCCUCAGAACCCCGACAAUCAAAUUUCCUUUUUCUCUUCUGUCACUGGUACGGAGAUUCAACCGGAUGCGCUUGGGCCUCCAUACUGGGUGUCGAAUUUACUUGGCCAGGUCAAGUUCGCCGAGUCGGUGAAGAAACUUUGUUUUGAAACUAACACUCGGCAUACCGGAAUCGGAAUCUCUGCCGGCAGGCGGGUAAAAAGACUGGGCGCUGCUCAGAAACCCAUCGUUGAUCUUAUCCUCGAAAUUGGCCCGCAUUCGGCUCUAUCUGCUCCGGUGAAGCAAAUAAUUCAGGCAGAUGUGAAGCUAAAAGCAGCCGAUAUUGAGUAUGCGAGCGUCCUGGUGCGAAAACAAGAUGCCGUAUCGGUCGCACUCAACGCCAUGGCAAAAAUGGCAUCCCUGAACUACUCAUUACGCUUUGAAUCAAUCAAUCGUCAAGCAACGAGUGAGAAACGAAUCCCACGACUUCUAGUGGAUCUACCCCAAUAUUCAUGGAACCAUACUAGAUCAUACUGGGUCGAGCCCCGCCUAAGUAAAAUGUUCAGGAACCGAGAGUUUCCACGAACAGAUCUCCUCGGAGCACCGGAUAACAUGGCCUGCCCAUUCGAACCACGUUGGCGAAACUACUUACGCGCCUCGGAGAUACCGUGGCUCAUGGACCAUAAAGUUCAAUCUGAUAUCGUUUUCCCUGCUGCAGGAUACAUAUGCAUUGCCAUCGAAGCGGCUAUGCAAUUGGCCACAGAUAUCGGUGAAGUUGCGGCGUUUGCUUUGCGGGAUAUUUCAAUACGAUCGGCAUUGAUUAUCCCUGAAACCAUUGGCAUUGAGAUCAUGACAUCGUUGCGCCCUCUUAGUGAAGAAAAGCCCGAUCGAUUGGAGCGGAGGUACAGAUUUCAUGUAUACUCGGUGUCGAAUGAUAACCGAUGGACCGAGCACUGUACCGGGGUUGUCGGGGUGGAGAUAAAGCACGACGAUACUGAUGAAGCGAACCCCACCGACCUUGUUGGUUCCGCGAUGCUCCCUGCGAGUGCGUCGGCGAGCAUUUCAAUAAUCGAUGUGGGUCAACUUUAUGAAAGGCUACGACAUGUUGGCCUGGACUAUGGUCCUUGUUUUGCCAAUUUGGCCGUGGCGCAUACAACGGAGAAUGGUGCAUGUUUUGCAGAAAUCACACUUCCCAAUAUUGCAGCUGCAAUGCCGAUGCAGUUCAACCAUCCACUACUGAUCCACCCAUGCACCUUGGAUAGUAUGUUCCAUGCGAUUUUUGCCACGCUGGCAGAUGGUGCGUCUCUUGAGAGAGGGCCCCUGAUACCUGUUUCCAUUGAGAGUAUGCGAGUGGCAACCUGCAUAGUCUCAUGUGUUGGUGAAGUAAUAAGCACGUGUACACAUGUUCAAACAAGUCCAGAUGAUUCGGUCUUGGCAUCCAUUGUCGCGGCGGACAGCAAUAAUCAAUUAUGCAGCUCGAAGCCUAAGAUAUUCGUGAACGGGCUCCGAUGUAAACGACUUGACAUUGGGCCGAAUGAUUUCAAACGGUCAAAAUAUGUUCCGCUUGUCUAUGGCAUUGAGUGGCAGCCCGAUCCUGCUUUCUUGCUCGGCUACGCCUUUGCUGGUCAGAUUUUGGAACGGCAUGGAAAUGCGGAAUCGGUGAAGCGAUCCCCACUGCGAGAGGAAUGUGAGGACUACACGUCUUCUCUCGUGAAUGACAUCCUCACGAGAUCCAAUCAACAUGAUCGGAACAGAAGCGAUAUUGUUGUAAACAAGUAUAGAUCCAGUCUCGCAGAGCUCCUUCAGAGAGGCGAUGCUCACCAAGGAAUAGUGAACACCGCAAAGAUAGACGAAAUCAAAGAAAGACAAACUCCCCAGUCCAUGGCCAGACUACUCCGCGCCAUCAGAGCGCAUAUAUCUUCAAUAUUCGAAGACGACGAAAAAGAUAAUCAAGAAAGCAGAGCCGAACUAUGGAAUGCGCACUGGGAGGUCCUCUCCACCGACCAUACAUACAAUUGUGCGUCCCGAUAUCUCGACUUAAUUGGUAAUAAAAAGCCAGAUAUCUCAGUUCUUGAGAUCAGCGAGGGAACGGGCCAGCCAUGUAGAAUGUUCUCACAGCGCCUCGUGGCAGGAUUAGAAAGUCAAAAUCGGACACCACGCUGCAUUAAAUACACGAUCACAUACAAAGACAAUUCAGAGCUUGACAAAAUCAAGUCGAGCCUAGCGCCUUGGUCGGAACUAACAAGCUUCACGAAGCUCGAUAUUGAGCGCGAUAUCUCUGAACAAGGACUCGAGAGCCAGCUCUACGAUGUGAUAAUUGCCCCACAUGGCUUUCACUCAGUGCGUUCCAUUCAACGUGUCCUAGCUAAUCUUCGGUCAAUGUUAAAGCCAUCGAGCUAUCUUUUGAUUAUGGAUUAUUUCAACCCAGAGGGAAGCAUUCUGGAUGCGUUGAUGAUUAGUACACUGUACUUGUGGCCGGCAGAGAUCCUCCAUUCUCCCUUCAAGGACAACAUGGAAAGGAACGAGUUAGGUCAGGCGCUCCAAGACGCAGAGUUUACGACAUACAAUCUUGGAGAAUCUGGUCCUGCAACUAGCAGCGACAGAUUUACUGUCUCACGCCCGCGGAGGGAUAUGGAAUCCAGGAAGAAACGAUUUACGAUUAUUUCUGAGAAGGGUCAUGAUGAGCCUGUCGUCGAGUCUCUGCAAGGCAAUCUCGAAAAGCUUGGAUGCAAACUCACUCUGACGAAUAUUGCGAACGUCCAAGCCAAAGACGAGAUCUGCGUGGUAUUAAGUGACAUGCAAACACAAAUAUUCGGGAGCAUGCAGUUUGACACAUUGGAAAAAGUGAAAGAUAUAUUUCUUCACAGCGCCGGAGUCCUCUGGGUCACUCGUGGUGGAACUGUUGACUCUAGCUGUCCAGAAGCAGGGCUUGCCUCUGGAUUUUCUAGAACGGCUCGCUCAGAAUCAGGCGCUGGACCCAUUAUCACGCUGGAUUUGGAUUCAUUGAAUCCUCUUCCAGAUUGUCGUGCUGCCGAGGUUAUACUCGGAGUGAUUGAAGCACAUUUCAUCCAAAGAGGAAGCACUGCUGAGGAUACAGAGUACGUGGAGAGGGAUGGUGUUGUUUUGAUUCCCCGAGUGAUUGAACGAGAAGAAUUCAAGUCGGAUAUCAAGCAAGCCGAGCGAGAAGAGAAAUAUUCCGAGCAAUCAUUCCGACAGAAAGUCUGUCCAGCUAGGCUAUCCAGCGCAGAUGGGAAUCAACCACAACCGUAUUUCACAAAGGAUUGCGAAAUGGCCGAGAUUCCCGCCGGGCAUAUCGGGAUCGAAGUGCGGGCCUUUGGACUGAACGAAUUUGACAUCUUCCAUGAAUCGAAACUGAUAAACACUGGCAGUACCCUGGGACUAGAGUGUAGUGGAAAAAUCUGCGCACUGGGACAAGACGUUGAAGGCUUCUCGAUGGGAGAUCGGGUUGCCUGCUUGGGGGUGGGAACAGCAAGGACUUUUUAUCAGAGCGAGGCAUCCGCCUUCCAAAAGAUAAACGACAACACGUCCUACGAACUUGCAGCGGCAUUGCCCGUCGUCUAUACAACAGCAUACUAUGUCGUUCACUACCUGGCCCGAAUCCGACCACACGACACCGUCUUAAUACAAGAUGCUGCCUGCUGGUAUGGUCAGGCAAUAAUUGAAUUAUGCUGCAUGCGAAGCGCUGCAAUUAUAGCAACGGUAGAAAGCAAGAUCCAAAAAGAGAUAUUGUCAAAUCGCUUCCGAAUCCCCCCCCAUCGUGUGCUUAUUGAUGAGGGAAACAUUCCUAGGAGGAUUUUGGAGAUCACUAAUGGUCAGAAGGCAAACGUUGCCAUUACAUUCUCUGCAACCGAAUCCUCUAGCUUACAAGGGGUCUGGAAAUGCGUUGCUUCUUUUGGACGUUUGAUCCAACUUCGGACCCGCGAUAUCCAAAAGGAAGAUGAACACAAUUUGUUCUGUCCGGUAAGAAACGUCAUGUUCUCGACGUUCAAUAUAUAUCAAUUUCAAAAAGAAAGAUCGGAUAUCACACGUCACGUAUUUGGAAAAAUAGUUCGGUUUUUACAUGAGGGGAGAAUCUGCGGGCCAUCGUCGUUCAUGGUGCAGAAAGUGGGAGCAAUAGAGGAGGCUUUCAAUGCAAUACCUUCUGAGAAACAUGUUGUGGUUACAACAGAAGGUAAUGAUGAUCUGGUCAAAAUACUGCUUCCAAAGGACAAAAGCGACUUGUUCCGAGGAGACGCAUCAUACAUUCUUGUUGGUGGCCUUGGGGGGAUCGGGCGUGCAAUUGCUCUGUGGAUGUCAGAUCAUGGUGCAAAACAUCUGAUACUCGUUAACCGAAGUGGGCUGUCAGGAGAGGCAGCAAAAACAACAGUAAGAAAUCUUCAAACCAAACACAUCACGGUCACGGUGCACGCUUGCGAUAUCACCAACGAAGCCGAAGUUGCCCAAAUGUUCGUCGCUGUAUCCGAGACCCAACCCCCUAUUCGCGGAUUGAUACACGGAGCCAUGGUGUUAAAGGUACCCGAGACCCGUGCAAGCCAUUCCAGAAAACAUAAUGACGUCCACAUCGAAAAAAUGACCACCGAAGACUACAAUACCGUCCUGCGACCCCGAUACAACGGAACUUGGAACCUACAUAGACACUUACCAACAGAUGUAGAUUUCUUCCUCAUGCUCUCAUCCAUCAGCGGCAUCAUAGGAAACGCAACUCAAUCCGCCUACGCCGCAGGCUCCGCAUUCAUGGACGCCUUCGCAGCAUACCGGAACGCGAUGGGCCUUCCGGGAGUCUCAUUGGAUCUCGGCACGGUCACCGAUGUGGGAUAUCUGGCUGCGAAUAAGGAACUUGCUACCAGGAUGCAGAAUCAAGGGUUUAAGGGGACUGAUACGGCGACUUUGUUGUCGCUUGUUGAAUUUGCUAUCUCGCAGCCUCCUACAGGUGGCAUGUCACAAAUCGUGACGGGGUUGGGGGAAUGGAAAGAUGGUGAUUCCCUGGGUAAUUUCGACGCGCCGCUUUUUGCACAUUUUAGGCGCCGAUUCCAGGGCUUUGAGAGUGGCGACUCGGAGGAUGCCAUUGGGGCAUUGAGGGAUAUGUUACGGGCGUGCAAAACGAAGGAAGAGGCUAUUCCAAUUGUCUUUGAUGCGGUUUGUGGGAAGAUUGCCGCACAACUUGAUAUCUCUGUGGACAGGAUCGAUCCACUGACUCCGCUUUCCGAGUUCGGGGCCGACUCGCAUGUGGCUGUUGAGCUGCGAAAUUGGAUAUCGAAAACCUUGGAAAGCACCGUGUCUAUUCUUGAGAUUCUGGCUAGUGUCUCAGUGCUUCACCUGGCAGGGCAGAUUUCUGACCGGUCACGACUGGUCAGUGCGGAGAAUAAUGAGCAGUGA